GUUUAUGGCCUCUGUUGCAUGACGUCAGGUAUAUGAUCAGGAUAAAGGCCAAAUGGUAUAUAAUGGGUUAUUCGACACACAAAAGCACAGUCCUACUUGUGUUUUAUCCAGUUAAGGUAGUUUUUGACUCCAUACAACAUGAAACUGUUCGUGAUCUCCGCUCUCCUUACCGUGGCAGCAGCAGCACGCCUGGAGCACCUUGAGAACCAGGGUAAUUCAUCCAAUUCUCCAAAUGACGUCAAUUCUGGGGAUUCAAAUGGAGUUCAAGGUUCCGCCCAAAGUACUGGUGGUCAGCAGUACGAUGGUGACGGCUAUGUGUACAACAAGCCACAAGCUCCUCAGAAAUUCUCCAUCCCCAGCACCAACUACGGAACUCCAGUACCCUCAACACCUGCCACCAACAACAACGUCCAAAGCCAAUACCUAGAGCAAUCAGGAGCUCCUAGCAACCAGUACCAGGGUUCCCAGACCCCUCAAGCUCCUCAAGGAUCCCAGUCAUCCCAGGGUAUCCAGGCUCCCCAAGGCUCCCAAGCCCCUCAGGGCUUCCAGGCGUCUCAAGCUCCCCAGAACUUCCAGGCUCCCCAGGGUUACCAGGGCCAGCAGGGUUUCCAGGGCUCCCAAGCUUCCCAGGGUUUCCAAGCUUCGCAGAGUUCCCAGGGACAGCAAGGUUUCCAGGGAACUCAAGGUACCCAAGGAUUCCAGGCUCCUCAGGGUUUCCAGGGACAGCAGGGAUUCCAGGGUUCUCAAGCUUCCCAAGGCUUCCAGAGCCAGCAGGCUUUCCAGGGCUCUCAAGCUCUCCAGGGCAUCCAGGCACCCCAGGGCUUCCAGGCACCCCAGGUUUUCCAGAGCGCUCAGGCUCCUCAGAGCUUCCAAGGUCCUCAAGGUUUCCAAGGUCCCCAAGGUUUCCAAGCCACCCAGGGUUCCCAGGGCUUCCAGAACUUCCAGGGCCCUCAAGCUCCCCAAGCUCCCCAGGGUAACCCCUUCGAGAACAUCCCCCAACAAAGCUUCGAUGAAGAGACUGGUUACCAUUACUAAGUGGACAGUCAGCAGUACUAAAUGUGAUCGUAUUUGUAUGUUUUGUAAAAUAAAUGACUUUUAAUCUA
Molecule: messenger RNA, 1103 nt
Organism: Trichoplusia ni (cabbage looper)
Lineage: Eukaryota; Metazoa; Arthropoda; Insecta; Lepidoptera; Noctuidae
Product: glutenin, high molecular weight subunit DX5-like
Exons: 3
Coding region: 139-1035 (298 amino acids)
Source: RefSeq, a predicted model, not a curated record